Volvox carteri f. nagariensis is the source of this 857-nucleotide messenger RNA. RefSeq names its product ankyrin-repeat protein (gene ank1). The transcript is spliced from 2 exons. NCBI's taxonomy places the organism in Eukaryota, Viridiplantae, Chlorophyta, Chlorophyceae, Chlamydomonadales, Volvocaceae. The record is from RefSeq and is a predicted model, not a curated record. Gene Ontology annotation, molecular function: protein binding. Bases 294 to 857 code for a protein of 187 amino acids.
GUUAAGCGUACGUCUUAGGUUGCGACCUGCUCACGAAGUGACAGAAAGUUUUAAACCUAGACUGAUUUUCAUUAGUUCUUAGUUGCUCUCUUAAUAUACAUAGCAUAAGGAGAAACCCACAAGGGACCUGGCUAGCUGAUGCUCCAUGCUGUCAAUUAUGCAUAGACCCAGCCCAAAGUGGGGCUAAACUAAACUCUGAUAUUGCUUCCUUGCAUUGCUUCCGUUUGAGGCUUCUCCUUGGGGUGAAGGCACUUGUUUUGUGGCAUCCUUAUAGCCGUAGGACCUAGCCUUCCAUGGCUUUAACAAUCGCCAAACCCCAGCUAUCAGUGAGCAACAAGCCAGGAUUUUCCGUAUGGAACUCAAAUCAGCCUCCCAUUCAGCCAAAGUUCAAUGAAGCCGGGCGCCUACCCGCCGGCCUGGCUGCGUACCGAGGCGCUGUUGACGACCUUGACGAUUUAAUCUUGAAUGAGGAUAAGCUGCACGCGGAAGCGACUGAUGUUCACCUGGAGACACCCCUUCACAUCGGUGCGACAUGGGGCCAGCUAGCGAUUGUCAGGCUCCUGGUUCGUGACCACGGCGUCAACGUUGACCCGGUCAACUGGGAGGGCUGGACGCCUUUCUUCUGCGCCAUCUCCCGUUCCCACAUCGAAGUGGCGGACUACCUGAUCAACAACGGCGCCAAUCUGUACCACACCACGGCCUCGGGCAUGACCGCGAUGCAUGUCGCGUCUUGGUUCGGCCAACGAGACUCGAUAGAGUACUUGCUGCAGAAGCGCGCGCCGCUGCACACCGAGAACAUGUACGGAGUUACGCCCAUUGGAAUGGCGCGACCUGGGCCCAUCAAGCGCAUGAUGUGA